ACUCUGAAAUCUCGCCGACUUGGAUUCUCGUCUUCUAUCACUGUGCAUGAAACUUUCUCGGCAAGUGAAUACGAUAGGCGAUGUGAUCCCAACGUCACUUGUUGCAAGCUGACCCCGGAUUUUGCUAUGCGCAUUAAGCAAGAGUUGAACGAGUACAAGCUUACUGGCAUGGAAGUGCAUAUUGAGAGCCGG
Umbelopsis ramanniana AG is the source of this 192-nucleotide messenger RNA. RefSeq lists its product as uncharacterized. Gene Ontology annotation, molecular function: actin binding. Gene Ontology annotation, biological process: actin cytoskeleton organization. NCBI's taxonomy places the organism in Eukaryota, Fungi, Mucoromycota, Umbelopsidomycetes, Umbelopsidales, Umbelopsidaceae. The transcript has a single exon. The annotation marks the transcript as partial. The record is from RefSeq and is a predicted model, not a curated record.